Molecule: messenger RNA, 624 nt
Organism: Gongylonema pulchrum
Lineage: Eukaryota; Metazoa; Nematoda; Chromadorea; Rhabditida; Gongylonematidae
Source: the annotation of a GenBank genome assembly
GUGAAGCUUGGAAGAUUACAGUACAAGCUGGAUUAUGAUUUUCAACAAAAUCAGCUGGCUGUAACAGUGAUACAAGCUGAAGAUUUGCCGGGUAUGGAUAUGAGUGGAACGUCGGAUCCUUACGUCAAACUGUAUCUGCUUCCGGAAAAAAAGAAAAAAGUGGAAACCAAAGUGCAUCGAAAAACGCUCAAUCCAGUCUUCAAUGAAACAUUCAUUUUUAAGGCAACCGCAUCGGAUAAAUCAACGUCUCCGAAUUCAAUAGUCAAUUUUUUACAGGUACCAUUCGCUGAAAUUGCAUCAAAAACGUUGGUUUUCUCGGUGUUCGACUUCGAUCGUUUCUCGAAACACGAUCAAAUCGGCCAAGUGUUGAUUCCUCUCGGGAAAAUUGAUCUGGGACAAGUGAUCGAAGAGUGGAAAGACAUUGCGCCACCACCUGAUGACAAAGAAGCGGUAAGUUAUCCUCGAGAGAAAAGUUUGGGCGACAUUUGCUUUUCACUGAGGUACGUACCAACGGCUGGCAAACUUACAGUAGUAAUUCUGGAAGCUAAAAAUCUCAAAAAAAUGGACGUUGGAGGACUUUCAGGACUGCAUCAACAGCUUCAAGUGUUGAAAUGUAAACGUUAA